CAGAGUGGCGACGUCAAACUUAAGAUGCUCAGCAGUCAGCAGCAACUUGGCUCGACCUGAUUUGCAACGCUUCGGCUUGCUCCAACGGACCUCAACCUCACACGCUCGAUCUCACAUGUUGGAAUACAGUAUGAAAUGUUUUGAUAGCUGAGAGAUGUUUGGGGCGGCUUGACGGCAUUCCAUGAACACCUAAGAUGUGGCCUCCAGACUUUGGACCUCCCGAUACUCAAAUGACUCUUUCCAGUUUCUUUGAAGAUGCAGAAGACCACCAAGGACUGCCAUAUUCUGGGGUCCAGUCACCCAUUCCUUCAUUCAGUGCAGGGGCGUGCUGUUCACCCAGGACCUCCUUGGCCUCUCCUGACACGACGUACAAGUCCAACCCUGACAGGUGUGAGGCACGAUUUCCCAACAGUCCUGAAACCUUCCAUGGGUUCUGUAAUAGUUCCCAACCAACUCUUCCUACAUCCUACAUUCUCCCUGGUUGGGCCACAUCUAAAAAACUCCAGAACAACGGUCUCUUCGUAAAACAAGAGCCCACAGAGGACAUGUUCCGUAACCAGCUGUGUCUCUGGACCGACUGUUGCACCACCUUCAGAAGCCAGGAGGAAUUGGCAAGACACAUUGAGAAGGAGCAUGUCGACCAGCGCAAGGGCGAGGAGUUUGCUUGCUUCUGGGCAGACUGUGUACGGCGCCGGAAGCCCUUCAACGCACGCUACAAGCUGCUCAUCCACAUGAGGGUGCAUUCUGGGGAAAAGCCCAACAAGUGCAUGUUCGAAGGCUGCGCAAAAGCAUUUUCCCGCCUGGAGAACCUAAAGAUCCACUUGCGAAGCCACACAGGAGAGAAGCCGUAUGUCUGCCAGAACAUCGGUUGCUUUAAGGCCUUCAGCAACUCAAGCGAUCGGGCAAAGCACCAGCGAACGCACCUCGACACGAAGCCGUACGUCUGCCAGAUCCCAGGUUGCACCAAGCGCUACACUGACCCUAGCUCACUACGGAAACACGUCAAGACUCAUUCUGUCGGAGGCAUGCAGGAAGCCAAGAUUCACGUAUACUCAUUACCAGAAUCUGACCUGAUGAACAUCUCAGCAAUUUCAGGUUUAGAAAAAUUCCCAGGUUCUUACACAGAUGAACGGAACUCAGACGUUGCCCCUAGAGUGGACAUCCACUAUCUAGGCAAAGAAGGAAGCUUCCAUGGGAAGAACAUGCAGUUUAUGAAAACAACUGAGGCCCGACUGCAACAAAAAGGCGGACUUUUCGGGGACUGGAAAGUAUCUCGGCCGAUCAGUGAUAGAGAUUUUGCCAUACUUCCUGGCCAUUUUUCGCAAGCCUCAGCAGCACCUAAUGAAGCAUUUGACUUGAUGCACAACAUGGAUGACGACGACAACUUCCUGUUCCAGGCAAGAAGUGUGGACCGCUACCAGAGUCUUGUGGACAGCAUCUACCUGGAGUCAUGACCGCCAUGUCAGAAAACCAGGCCAAAAACAACAUCAGUCGUCCUUGGAGGAAGGGGCGGGGUAUUUUAUUAUUAUGACAUUUCCACAUUUAUUUACUCAAGAGAAAAAUUGAAUGGCUGUAAUUUCAGAGUCCAAAAAUCCAAGAGCUGUUUUGUCUUCUAGAUUUUCCUUUAAAGGCACUUUAAAUAAUAUGCAUUCUAAAUCAGUAAAGUUACUGCAUUGUGCUAUGUUCAAUUAGCAAUAGAAUGAUUUUGUGCUAAGCUAAACUUUUAGCCUUCGAUUAUACAGUACCUUUUAUUCAUUUUUUAUGAGAUACUAUAUUUUUAAAGUGCACUUCCAUUGGCUGUGUACUGCCACCUAGUGUGCAUCUCAAUAAUUACACUACAUGUGGUCAACUGGAAAUCAAUGGUAAGAAAGAUUAGUGGAAAGCGGGGUAUGUUGUCACAUCUGUCACUCUUUCAUAAAUAUCUUUAAAACACCACAUCUUAGAAUAAUUAUUCAAUUAUUACAGCAAAACUUAAUGUCUUGGCUUGGAUUUGAAAUCAUUCUAAUUUUUCAAAUCUUUUUUUUUAAGUGAUUUA
Molecule: messenger RNA, 2035 nt
Organism: Corythoichthys intestinalis (scribbled pipefish)
Lineage: Eukaryota; Metazoa; Chordata; Actinopteri; Syngnathiformes; Syngnathidae
Product: zinc finger protein GLI1-like
Exons: 9
Coding region: 195-1454 (419 amino acids)
Biological process (GO): regulation of transcription by RNA polymerase II
Cellular component (GO): nucleus
Molecular function (GO): DNA-binding transcription factor activity, RNA polymerase II-specific; RNA polymerase II cis-regulatory region sequence-specific DNA binding
Source: RefSeq, a predicted model, not a curated record